Zychaea mexicana is the source of this 1752-nucleotide messenger RNA. RefSeq lists its product as uncharacterized. NCBI's taxonomy places the organism in Eukaryota, Fungi, Mucoromycota, Mucoromycetes, Mucorales, Lichtheimiaceae. The record is from RefSeq and is a predicted model, not a curated record. The transcript has 2 exons. The coding region runs from base 317 to 1714 and encodes 465 amino acids.
AUGGAUGGAGAGGAAGCACAAAAGCUGCAAAAACGUUGGGAAACUGCUGAACGGCAACGACGCAAUGUUGUUGACCGGUUUAACCGAGCGCAAUCAGGUUAUUUUGAAACCAAAGAAGGUUUAAGGAGCCAAUUGCUAUACAUACUCCCUGCAAGGUUUGUUUAUGUCUAACACGUUAUCAUCACUUUUUUAAUACUGGCUCCUUGAUAUCAUUAGAAAGGGAAUCGGAUUCUAUUCCAGCCUUUGCGAUGUGAUUGAAUCCUUAAUCAGUAACACGCGCAAAUUCACAAAUGAGCGUGCACGCGAGCGUGAAAGCAUGGCGGAAACGUUAGAAACGGAACGCAGUGGCAGGGAACAAGAGUUGCUUAAGGAAAAAUUGAGCAAGUAUACUUCGUCAACUGCUGCUGCUGUUACUGCUACCACGGCAACGACUAUACCAACACCGACACCGACAAUGCCGUCUGCACCGAGAAUCGAUACGACCAUGUCUACUUUGGCCGACAAGGCGCGCGAAAUGUCAAUUAGCGGCGGCGGUGGAGGACCAAAUAACAAUAACCCGCCUUACUACAGCACUGCCUAUCAUCAACCUACUGCUUCGCCCAUCACACCUCGCUCGUACUCCACCUCAUCGCAGUCAUAUGUUUCUGGUCCUCCUCAACCUCAACCUACAGCUAGUUUUUCCAAUCCUGCUCCCCCACAACCUCAAGCGCCAGCACCUCCUCCUCCUCCUUCUCAGCAGCAGCAGUCUUAUACCAACUAUAGUGGGUCUCAUAUACCUUCCCAGCCAGUUUAUAACCAUCAGCCUCAACAACAGCAACAACCGACUGCUCCACCUCCACCACAACAACCGAUGCAAAGAGCGGCGUCAUAUUCGUCAAACAAUUAUAGUGCCUCACCAGCCAGUGCAUCUCCUGUGCCGUACAUGUUUGCACAACCUGUUGCAUCAGCACCUGCUAUGCCUAGACAAGAGAUGUACGCGUCGGCGCCUAUAGCUUCUGCGCCUCCAUCGUCGAACAUGUAUGGUGCGCCACCUGCAGCUCCUCCAUCAUCGGCGCCCUCGUUCCCAACACCGCAACAACAAGCACCGACGCCAUUACCACUACCGCAGCAGCAGCAGCAGCAGCCACAGCAACACCGUUAUUCUGUGUCUGUGUAUCCAUCGCAGCAGCAGCCAAUGCCACAGACACAGCAACAGGCGCCGUCAAUGCCACAGGCACAUCCUCCUCCGGUACAACAACAACAGCAGCAAUUACAGCAACAGCAACCAUCAAUACCACAGGUUCCACAAACACCACAAUUGCGGCAUCCACAGCAGCAACAACAACCCCCUCCGUUGCCGAGCAAGCCUCCACAAAUGCAAUCGCAGCAACAGCAGCAGCCACAAAAUCCCCCUAUUUCAAUGCCCAGUUACCAUCCAAUGUUGUCAUCCAACGUAUCCAUACGUUCGGAUCCUCCUACUAGCAGUAACUUACAACAGCCACCUACACCACAGCAACCACCUCAACAACAAUACUAUAAUGCUCAGCUGCAACAGCCAUUACAACAACAACAACAACAACAACAACCAGCACCACCUUCAUGGCAGCAACCACAACAACAGCAGCAACAGACUUGGCAACAACAACAACAACAACCGCCCCAGCAACGACAGCAGCAGCCUUCAUAUUGGCAGCCAUUAAACCCCAAUAAUGGUGGUGGAUCCCUUCUUGAUUAACCAAUCUUUUUAUAUUUUUUACCAAAAUCAAAAACCUU